Messenger RNA from Stomoxys calcitrans (stable fly), 1662 nucleotides. RefSeq names its product mitochondrial basic amino acids transporter. Gene Ontology annotation, biological process: mitochondrial L-ornithine transmembrane transport. The record is from RefSeq and is a predicted model, not a curated record. NCBI's taxonomy places the organism in Eukaryota, Metazoa, Arthropoda, Insecta, Diptera, Muscidae. The transcript is spliced from 4 exons. Gene Ontology annotation, cellular component: mitochondrion. Bases 292 to 1401 code for a protein of 369 amino acids. Gene Ontology annotation, molecular function: high-affinity L-arginine transmembrane transporter activity.
AAAUUUGCCAACGGUCCCAUAGGUGUUGGACAUCUCGCGAAUGGUGCAGCUGAACGAUAUGCAUAUACUGGUAUAUUCCGUGUAUUUUCUUAUUGUGUUCAGUGGCAUUUGUACUACAGGGUAGAUUGCAGACUUUCCAGCCCCCUUUCCGAAACAAAUAUUCCAAAAAUCUCUUGGCUUCAUUCAUUGCACCCCAAACCAAAAAAUUUAAAAGGACACCUGCUCCAGUUGGAUUGUGAACAAGACAGGAAUCGGAAACUUAUAAAGACCGAGUAUUUUUGGAAUCGAAGAAUGGCUUUAGAUUUUCUAGCUGGUUGUAUUGGAGGUUGCGCUGGAGUUUUAGUGGGACAUCCCUUGGAUACGGUCAAAGUUCAUUUGCAAACCCAAGAUCCCAAAAGUCCAAAAUAUAAUGGCACAUGGCACUGUAUACGAACCAUCGUGGCGCAAGAUAAGAUAAGCGGUCUAUAUCGUGGCAUCACUAGUCCCAUGGGUGGCGUCGGUUUUGUAAAUGCCAUUGUUUUUGGCGUAUAUGGCAAUGUACAAAGAUCCAGGACGGAUCCUGAUUCCCUAGCAUCACAUGCUCUGGCUGGUGGGGUUGCGGGUCUUUUUCAAAGCAUUGUCUGUGCUCCCAUGGAGUUGGCAAAGACGCGGCUACAGCUGCAAAGCGAAUCGUCGCCUGGUCAAAAAUUUAAAGGACCAGUGCAAUACCUGCGCCAUAUUGUAAGACACGAGGGUUUGCGCGGCACCAUGAGAGGUCUAACGUUUACAGCCUUCCGUGAUGUCCCAGGCUUCGCCAGUUAUUUUGUCAGUUACGAAUUCAUGAUGCGCCAGCAAAGUCAACCCAACAUCGUCUAUGGCCUUUGUGCCGGUGGUCUGGCCGGUAUAUGCUCCUGGCUGGCUACGUAUCCCAUUGACGUGGUCAAGACUUGCAUCCAAGCUGAUGACCUGAAACACCCCAAAUACAAUGGUUACAUGGACUGCAUACGAAAGGGCUAUGAGAGCGAUGGCAUACGUUUCUUCUUCCGUGGCAUGAACUCCACCCUGAUAAGAUCAUUCCCAAUGAAUGCAGCCUGUUUCUUUGUGGUCUCCUGGAUUAUGAACUGGACAAAAAAACGUGACGUCGACGUGGUUGUCCACACGGGUGAUGCCGUGGCUUUAGUGAGUGUGGCCACCAGCACGCCUCUUUGUCACAUUCCGCACAUUGACCGAACCGAAGACCAGCUGCGACAUCGACGUUCACUACUGGCUCAGAGUUUACGAUCGUUUGGUGCAUUCAACGAGGCCGUCUGUCACAGCGAAACACAGGAGUUGGCCACCGAAUUUUAUCCAGACAAAGAAAAGUACUACAUAUUCGAAGAUGAACGGUUGCUGCAUAGGGCAGAUGAGCCAAUUCAAUUUUAAAUAGUUCGUAGUCCAACCCCAAAUGGGAAAAACCAAACCAACAUCCUAUUUUUUAUUAUAUUUUUAAACACUCCAAUCUAAUGUAUACAAAUAAGUGUAUAUACGUAUUUAUACAUGUGAAAAUGUACACAUGUAAAUACAUACAUACACCUAUGUUUAUGAUAUCUUGCUUAUGUGCAAGUAAAACAAUGAUAAAAGCCUAGAUCCUAAUAAUACAAACUAUACUGCCUAGAAGCUUCAAGCUUCCCCAUGUAAAACAAA